AUGUCUCGGCUCUACGUGGGCUUGAAGGGCCGCGACACGUACUACGACCGUCGCACCGCCCGCAGUCAGGCAGAGUGGAAGGAAAAAGUUUCGCGGUCCUGCACUGUCUACGUCGGCAACUUGAACUUCUCAACCACUGAAGAUGAGCUCUACGAGAUUUUCAGCUAUGCAGGGCUGAUUCGCCGCGUCGUCAUGGGCCUUAAUCGCCAGACGCGAGCGCCUUGCGGCUUCGCAUUCGUCGAGUAUUUCAGGCCGCUCGGCGCCAAAAUCGCGAUCUCUGUUCUGAAUGGAUGCUCGUGCGACGGCCGCGUGAUUCGCGUCGAUGCAGACAGUGGCGAAGACAUCGACGGUGACAGAAAAUACGGUAGAGGUUUCACGGGGCGGCAGUGGCGCGAUGAAUACCGCGAGGACUACGACCAAGGGCGCGGCGGCGAAGGGCGGAAGCGCGCGCGAGAAGAGUUCGCCUUCGUGCCUGCGCCGCCGGGCUUGUUCUACGCCGCGGCGGCGGGUUUUCCUGCACAGCCUGCAUUCGUCGCGGGCGCGGGCGUCGUGGCGACAGACGGGCGAAACGUGCGUGCCAAGACGAUGGCGGUCGUUCCGCCUCCGCCACCGGGCGUCCUCUCGACGGAUCCUGCGCUCCCUUCUGCCUUCGGCGCCGUCGCGGUGGGCGCGCCGCCGCCUCUUGCUGCCUCCACGGGCUUCGGCGGAUAUCUGCAGCUCGUGGGGAAUGCACAGAACGCAGGCGGCGCGCCUGCGGCGGCGGCGGCGAGGGGCGGUCAGAACCCGUUCGCCGGCGCCGGCACUUCGUUCUUCAGAGGUGGCAGGAAAGGAGCGGGCGGCCGCAGACGGUAA
Messenger RNA from Besnoitia besnoiti, 852 nucleotides. Its product is annotated as RNA recognition motif-containing protein. The record is from RefSeq and is a predicted model, not a curated record. NCBI's taxonomy places the organism in Eukaryota, Apicomplexa, Conoidasida, Eucoccidiorida, Sarcocystidae. Gene Ontology annotation, molecular function: RNA cap binding. Gene Ontology annotation, biological process: mRNA cis splicing, via spliceosome. Bases 1 to 852 code for a protein of 283 amino acids. The transcript is spliced from 3 exons. Gene Ontology annotation, cellular component: nuclear cap binding complex.